Molecule: messenger RNA, 2546 nt
Organism: Astyanax mexicanus (Mexican tetra)
Lineage: Eukaryota; Metazoa; Chordata; Actinopteri; Characiformes; Acestrorhamphidae
Product: calcium homeostasis modulator protein 5
Exons: 2
Coding region: 264-1214 (316 amino acids)
Molecular function (GO): monoatomic cation channel activity
Source: RefSeq, a predicted model, not a curated record
AGAGAGAGAGAGAGAGAGAGAGAGAGAGAGAGGAAUAUAUAUGUGGGCAGGAAAGAAGGAGAGGAGUCACAAAGAAGGGAAAACAAAGAAGAGGAAAACAAAGAAGAAUGUGAGCAACGACUGGAAUAUUCUGAAAAGAUCUACCACAGUUUACGGGUUACAGCUUACAGAGGUGUGAAGAUUGCAGAGACUGUAAAGUGUUGCCCAACACAGUCUCUGAAGAACUCAUCUGAGAAGAACUUCACCAUAGUUCAGAUCUUUCGAUGUUUGCCUCUGGCUUAAAGCCUACCAUGGAUUCCUUCAACACUGUGCUGCGCUUUCUGACCAAUCAGAAGACCACUAUCGGCUAUGGAGUUAUGGCUAUUGCCACUAUUGGCAGUGAAAGGAUUUUCUCACUCUUUUCCUUUCAGUGUCCGUGCAAUACUCAGCAGAACUUCGCCUAUGGGAUGACCUACCUCCUCGGACCGGCUUUGGUGCUGCUAACAAUAGGGCUGUUCCUUAGUACUAGCCUGUGGCGACUGUACACAGGCUGUUGUCUGAACCCUAUGAAGUUGUGCCCCAGGGGAAACUGCAUAGGAUGUAUUUCCAUCCUUCUGAGGGUCCUGGUGGGUGCUCUGGUGCCUCCCAUCAUGUGGCUGAGUGUGGCCCUGCUUAACGGGACCUUCUAUGAGUGUGCGGUCAGUGGGUUGGAGGACAAGGUGAUCGUCGACCUUUUUUGCAAGCACAGGAACAACACCUGUAAAGAGGAAUUGGCCAAGGUGCCAUGCAAAACGUCCAACUUGCCCGUGGCCGAGACAACAGAGCUCCUGCUGAUGCUCAAAGCGCAGUCCCAGAUUCUGGGCUGGGUCAUCAUUAUAACAUCGGUUCUGGCUGGGCUGAUUGGGACCUGCUACAAAAACUGCCGCUCUCAGGUGAGUUACCUGCAGCUCACCUUCUGGAAGGUCUACAUGCAGAAAGAGAAAGACAAGUUUGACUCAUUCGCGGAAGACUACGCCACCAGACUGGCGGAGAGGAACAUGAAGAGCUUCUUUGAGAACCAGGACCCGGAAGCCUUUCCUUUCCCUAACCAUACGGCCUGGGAGCAGAUCUCAUCCGUGUACACGUUCAGCAACAGCGAGCAGUACUACAGCACGCUGCAGAAAUACGUGGAGGGCCCUAAUCGGGAUUACAGCUCGGAUAAGACGCCGCUGCAAAUGGAACACAGCCUGGAGUAGAGACAUGUGGGAGAGGCGUGAGUGGGUUGCAUUAAAGGACCCAGAUCCUACAUUUUCUUUCUAUUUUCCCUCCUGAUCUCAUAUAUGUACCCUUUUUGUGGGUUCCAAAACCAAUUUUUCAAAAAAGGCACAAAGACUUUUUUCUAGGCUCUUUUAAGACCUUUAUGACUGAUACUUGUUUUGAUUGGCUGGCACGUGUCUAAAAUGUGAUGUAAUCUGAUGUAGUCUGUUAAAUCCUCAGGGAUAUGGGAUAUAAAACAACCUUCAGGCACUUUCACUUUAAAUGUUUUCCCUUUAUAUUCCAGCAGCUCCACUGCAGUCAAAUGAAACACAGCACACAGCUGUUCAUCAUAACCAUGAUGAAUUUGGAAUCACUUGUUUUUGCAACAUUUUGCUUGCAUGUAUAGCCCUGGCAGUGGACUAUAUGUUAAGUGCCAAGAAAAUUAAAUUUUACAAGAUUCAAGACUCAACUUAAGCCCUUUUUGGAUUGGAUUUCUCAGAUCAGGGCAAAAUAACUUGAUAGAAGCUUUCAUAGUUAACAUGCAGAUGUGUGUCUCUGAUGAGAUCUUGUCCAGGACUGCACAGACUGCUUUUGCAAAUGUUUUGCAUAACUUUAUGUAAGCAUGAAACAUAUCAGAUUCUAUACCCUUAGCUGUGCACCAUUAAUAAUGCUCUAAAGCAGCACUGACUAUAAUUUAAGUUAUUUGUAGUUAGUUGUUUGUUAGUUGUAACUUUAUGAAUAGUGCCCACAAUGACUUCAUGUCUAAUGAGUAACAUUAUCUUUUGAUAAGUGUUGUAUGACCAGCCAUGUCAGUGAUUUUAACACAUGUGAAGUCAAUGUUUUAUCAAGGAACAGCAUCAACAGAGUUGAAUUAACAUGUUGUUGUCCAUUCUUGCGGCUGUAGGGGUAGAUAAGGUUACUAGCACAACCAAAGAAGUUGUAAACAUGUCGGCCUCAAGUACUCUAACAACACAAAACACUCGCACACAGAGACUCAAGUCUCAACUCAGGACUUGUACCCAGAGACUCAAGACUCAAGUCAGCCUCACAGCCAUAGACUUAAGACUCAACUCGGGACUUGCACCCAAAGACUGAAGACCCAAGUCUGUCUCACACCCAGAGACUCAAGACUUUACUCAAACUCCCACCAAGACACUCAAGACUACACUAAUUCUUGCAUCCAGAGAAUCAAGACUCAAGUCAGACUUGCAAACAGAGAUUUAACACUCAAGUCAGACUCGCUUCCAGAGACUCAAGACUCAUGUCAAUCUUACAACCAGAAGAUCAAGAUUCAACUCGGACUUGACACCCAGAGAUUCAAGACUUGUAGA